CCGGCCGGCUCCCUCCCUCCCUCCCCUGCAGCCCUUCGCCUGCCCUCCCGCCGGCCGCUCCGGGCUCCAGGGGGCCAGAGGCUCUGCGGGGUGGGGGGAGGACAGGAGGGGAGGAGGAGGGAGGGGGACCCCCGAGUCGCCCCCUCUCCUCCCCCCGCCCCCCCGGCUCCAUCCUCCGCCGCCGCCCGAGCAGCUGCGGGGCCGCCGCCGCCGCCUUUGCAGGCUGAGUCAUCACUAGAGAGUGGGAAGGGCAGCAGCAGCAGAGAAUCCAAACCCCAAAGCUGAUAUCACAAAGUACCAUUUCUCCAAGUUGGGGGCUAGAGGGGAGCCAUCAUGAGCGAUGUUACCAUUGUGAAAGAAGGUUGGGUUCAGAAGAGGGGAGAAUAUAUAAAAAACUGGAGGCCAAGAUAUUUCCUUUUGAAGACAGAUGGCUCAUUCAUAGGAUAUAAAGAGAAACCUCAAGAUGUGGAUUUACCUUAUCCGCUCAACAACUUUUCAGUGGCAAAAUGCCAGUUAAUGAAAACAGAACGACCAAAGCCAAACACAUUUAUUAUCAGAUGUCUCCAGUGGACCACUGUUAUAGAGAGGACAUUUCAUGUAGAUACCCCAGAGGAAAGGGAAGAAUGGACAGAAGCUAUUCAGGCAGUAGCAGACAGACUUCAGAGGCAAGAAGAGGAGAGAAUGAACUGUAGUCCAACUUCACAAAUUGAUAAUAUAGGGGAGGAAGAGAUGGAUGCUUCUACAACCCAUCACAAAAGAAAGACAAUGAAUGAUUUUGACUAUUUGAAACUACUAGGAAAAGGCACUUUUGGGAAAGUUAUUUUGGUUCGAGAGAAGGCAAGUGGGAAAUAUUAUGCUAUGAAGAUUCUGAAGAAAGAAGUUAUUAUUGCAAAGCUGUUUUUCCAUUUGUCGAGAGAGCGGGUGUUCUCUGAGGACCGCACACGUUUCUAUGGUGCAGAAAUUGUCUCUGCCUUGGACUAUCUACAUUCCGGAAAGAUUGUGUACCGUGAUCUCAAGUUGGAGAAUUUGAUGCUGGAUAAAGAUGGCCACAUAAAAAUUACAGAUUUUGGACUUUGCAAAGAAGGGAUCACAGAUGCAGCCACCAUGAAGACAUUCUGUGGUACCCCAGAAUAUCUGGCUCCCGAGGUAUUAGAAGAUAAUGACUAUGGCCGAGCUGUGGAUUGGUGGGGCCUAGGAGUUGUGAUGUAUGAAAUGAUGUGUGGGAGGUUACCUUUUUACAACCAGGAUCAUGAGAAACUUUUUGAACUAAUUCUAAUGGAAGACAUUAAAUUUCCACGAACACUCUCUUCAGAUGCAAAAUCAUUGCUUUCAGGGCUCUUGAUAAAGGAUCCAAAUAAACGUCUUGGUGGAGGACCAGAUGAUGCAAAAGAAAUUAUGAGACACAGUUUCUUCUCUGGAGUAAACUGGCAAGAUGUAUACGAUAAAAAGCUUGUACCUCCUUUUAAGCCUCAAGUAACAUCUGAGACAGAUACCAGAUAUUUUGAUGAAGAAUUUACAGCUCAGACUAUUACAAUAACACCACCUGAAAAAUAUGAUGAGGAUGGUAUGGAUUGCAUGGACAACGAGAGGCGGCCGCACUUCCCGCAGUUUUCCUACUCUGCAAGUGGACGCGAAUAAGUCGCUCUCAUUCUGCUACUUCACUGUCAUCUUAGAUUUAUUCCUGAAAAUGGUUCCCGGACACCACACCAGUCCUAGCUCUCAUACACAGCAGCAGCGCCUUCAGACAUCCCAGACCGAUGCAGGGUCUCCACCCCUCACCACCUCUCACCCACACGAGAACACACAUAUACGCAAAUACACUCCACUUUUCGUUUGUGCAUGAAAUUGUAUCUCAGUCUAAGGUCUCAUGCUGUUGCUGCUACUGUCUUAACUACUAUAGCAACUUUAAGAGGUAAUUUUACAAUCUUCGGAAGUCAUGAGCCCACCAUCAUUCACUUGUGCACCGAUUGUCAUCUUUUGAUCUUUUAGUUUUUGUUUUCCCCUAACAGUGAAGGAUAAAUGAGAUACACUGAUUCUAGGUACAUUUUUUUUUUUAACUUUCUAGAAGAGAAAUCAAAAACUAAUUAGACUAAGAAGAUUUAGUUUAUAAUUCAGAACAAGCGAUUGUGGAAGGGUGGUGAUGUGCACGUGCAAGAGUUUAGUAAAGCGUAUCAGAGCAGCGCCUGAAAGUAGGCGUGUGUCAGAUCUGGCUGAGAAUCCCUAGGAAGCAUUUGAGAGAAGGACUGAACAUCUGUUGAGAUCCGUAUAUAUCUCAGUAUAUACAUAUGUAAAUGCCUGUCGGAUACCGCAGAGGAAGCCUGGUAUUAUAUUUGGACGUCCAGAUUUCAUGGGCGGUCAUGGGCAAAUGGACAUGGUUCUACCAAGGAAGGAAGCAAGCAUAUGCACAACAGACGAGCUCACUUAAAGGGUCGAUGAUAGAAUUUGCACCAGAGAGCAUUUUUUUCCCCUGUGCUUGGAAACCUCUUUUCCAUUAUUAAUAUUUAUCGCCUCUGAUGGCUGAAGAAUGUAGACAGAUAUAAUGACCCUGCUUUUCACCAAAAUUUGUACACCAAGGUAAACAGGUGUUUGCCUUCUUGUUUUAAUUUUUACUUUCAGUUCUAUGUGAGUUAGCUUUUUCUCAGAUGUUAAAACUUUGAAUGUCCUUUUAUGAUUUUGUUUAUAUUGCAGUAGUAUUUAUUUUUUAGUGAUGAGAAUUGUAUGUCAUGUUAGCAAAUGCAGCUCCAACUUCACAUCAACUAGACUUACUGCAGUUUAUUUUGACCCACGUGCGAGAAAUGUACACACCGAUGAGAAUCACGCACUUUUUCUCCUCCGUAAAAAAGUUUUGAUGAGGCUCUGAAAUUGUACAUAUUGGUUGGAAUUUGGCUUUGGGAGAAGAGAUACAGUCAUCUAACCCCUUGGCACUAAACAUGAGAAAACCCCCAACUAGCCAUGCCAAGGGGUUAAUGAAACAAAUGGACGUUGCUGUUUGCUCACUUGAGAAUUGAGAUGUUAUGACAGCCCGGCAACAUAAUGGAAUGAAGACAAUUGAGACCCGAAUGAUGAUAAAAAUGAACUUGACUUGGCAAAAUGAACACAUCUUGAGUACUUGCGAAGUAGGCAGUAAAGGAUAAGAACCGGGCGUGUUUAUUCUGAUCAUGGUACAUGAAUCGCUGAAUUAAGCCAUCAGGGAAACAAAACAAAAGAACACCUCCAACUUUUCUUUUCCUGUCUAUACUCAUGUCCCCAGAUCCCACCAUUUCUCACUGAAAGGGGACAUGUAUGCAAACCUCAUCUUCCUCCUUCCUCAGUGACGAUCUUCAGAUGAAACCCUUUGGUGCUAGGAGCUGACAUUUCCCCAAGCAGCCGAUGAAGUCCAGGGCUGGGCGCCUUCCUGCGGCGAGAGGGAGGCUGUCCGCUCCGUGGGGUGACCAUGGAGAUGUAUUUUAGUUACACUAUCCGACAGCUCCCACAUGGAAGACUACAGUAUGACGUAGUGUUCUGAUUGCAUUGUCUGAAAGAGCAAGUGACUUUCUCAGUAGGAUGAGUCCUUCAUAUGCAGAUGUCUUAGCCUCUUGAUGCUGGAAGUGUGGAUUUAUAGACAUGAAACCACUGCUGGCAGUGGGUGGACCACUGGGACCGACGGGGGGUUACAGGGCAUUUUACUAAGGCAGCUAAGACAUAUUCAGACAUAGAUUUUAUCCUAAUUUUUCAUAUCUCUACCCGAGUGAAGUUCAUCCUUAGUAUCGAAUAGGAAGUUAUGGUAGCAAAUGGUAGUUCAUUCUUAAACUUACACGUCGCUCAACUUUUUUUUUUUGUUUGUUUUCCACUUGGAAUUAUGUUGAAUGUUUCACUUUGACAAGAAAGUAGACUAAAAGGUAUGUCUUGUAAGUUGUCUUGCAUUCAUUUUAUAAAAAAGAAACAGGUAAGAGGAAGAGAAGAAAGCUGAGGCUGGCUGAUGGUCACAGCAUUCAUUCCUUUAGGAGGAAAGUGUGACACCAUACACUAAGCACAUCGAUAGCUUUUUUUUUUUCUUCCAUGUCUUAAGGUGAUUUCCAUGACCUUGGCCAAGGACUCAUGCGUCCUAAGGAUUAAUGACAGAGUUGACAGUGCCCCGGGCUGGCCACUCCUCACAGCUGGCUCUCAGUCCCCAGCCAGUGUUGGGGCUCAGUCACUUAUCCCCUCCAGGAUUCCGUUAGUGUCACCAAGGUGUUUUCUUGGCUUAGAUUUUGAGGAACCCUUACUUGCACUCCCAGAUCUCAAUCAGCUGGCAUAGUGGAAUAAUAGAAAAACAGGAAUAGGGGUAGGAGAUAGCUAAAACUUCCCUUGUGUCUGCCCAUAGCUGUAGCUUCGGAUUCUGGCAGAUGGAAAGGCUUAAAACCUGGAAUCAUUUUAUCAGAACACAGUUCAGACAUUGCGGACUCCAUCUUGAACUAAGUGUCAUGAAGUCUGCCCUCUUGUCAUCUUGGAGGAAACUGGCCAUUUCUGCUUGGAGUUUCGGCAUGGUCGCUCACAGCUUUGCUUUCUACACUAAUCACAUAGCAUUAUUCCAGUAUUGUUUUCCAUCGCCCAUACCUGAUUUCUGGCUUCUUAAAGCUGACUGUUCUUGCAGGGGCCACUUGCUUCUCCUAGAGUACAAAAGUAAGGGUCUCCCUUACUAACUGCAGGGUCUCUAUAUUACACCUCAGUGUACACACUUUGCUGCUACUGUUUGUACUGUCUUCAGUAGAAUUUCCUUAUCUUGCUCCUGGUAGUGCAUUACAGGCAAGCAUGAAAUGUAAAGUAUUUAUUUAAAUAAAAAGAAAACCUCUAAAUUGGUAAUUGAAUUACCUCCCUGUAGCUUUAUAGUUUGUGACAUUUCUUGACCUUGCUAGUUCUUUCAUCAGAUCCGCGCAAGAUCUAGUCAUCUGGUUAAGGAUUUUAAGCAGACGCAACUACGAACCCAAGAAACUGUAUUACUAUAACUGUUGGUCAUACGAAAACUGUUUAUUUCCUUAAGUAUAUGACCCACAAGGAUGUGAAAUAACUACAAGAAACUGUUUUUGUACACUGUACAUCCUUAGUAUUUUUACACGUAUAUAAUAGGGGUGCACAUUAUUUUCCUUCGUACAGACAGCUUAAAUAAAGCACUAUGGCAAUCUGCUA
Messenger RNA from Rhinolophus ferrumequinum (greater horseshoe bat), 5145 nucleotides. RefSeq names its product AKT serine/threonine kinase 3 (gene AKT3). The transcript has 12 exons. Gene Ontology annotation, biological process: protein phosphorylation. The record is from RefSeq and is a predicted model, not a curated record. Gene Ontology annotation, molecular function: protein serine/threonine kinase activity; ATP binding. Lineage: Eukaryota; Metazoa; Chordata; Mammalia; Chiroptera; Rhinolophidae. The coding region runs from base 334 to 1638 and encodes 434 amino acids.